UGACGUCAUUGAUAGGCUGCCAAGAUGGCUGUCAAUGUUGAUAAGUGGUUUGGUUACUUACGAUACCUGUGAUAUUGAAUUCGAUAGGGGCCUCGCGUCGGGGAUACUAUGUUGGUGAAAUAACAAGUUGUUUAGUGACCGAGACAAGAAGCUGUCACCGUUUCUCAUGGCGGACAGCGAGGAGGCUGAACAGGACAUUCGGCGAGCCCUAGAUGUCGAUCAAUCCAUGAUUGACAUCUGGGCCGAUCGGCUCGAAGGCUUACGGACUCAGUGCUCUACCAGUGCGGAGUUAACACAACAAGAAAUACGCACGCUGGAGGGAAAAUUGAUAAAAUUAUAUUCCAAACAACUUGUGAGGAAGGCUAAGCUUGCUGUCGAGUCAUUGCCUGUUGAAAUGAGGCAAUAUCCAUCUCUGCAACAAUGGCUUCGCGUUGUUGGCCUAACUCAAGAAUCAAUUCAGAUGGUUUGUUCGAAAGCGAGUUCUCUGGAAGCGUUGAAAGAAAAGUCGGAGCAUGAAUUGGGUAGUAUGCUGGGCGAGAACAAUUUGCGUCACGAAGAAGAACUCCGUAGGCUCUGUAGGGCGUUACACAAUCUGCACCGUUACAUGGACGUUCUUUUGCGGGGCGAUAUGGAAAGUAGCGAGAUGGCUCUGUAUUGGGACUCCUGGGACAGACAUCAUCUACGAGGGGGGCCAUCUCCUCGUUCAGCACGCUCUCGUACUACGCGUUGUUCCGUACCCUCUGAAGAUAGCAUUCCAUAUCACAAUAACAAUAAUCUCAACAGCGAUACAUUGGGCCAAGCAUCGUCUAUAAGUUCUCUGUCGAUGACAACACCCCCCUCUACGCCACUUUUGAACAGACAGGGCCGCAACGCAAGAGUUCCGACAACGCCUCCUCCCUGCAAGAGACACCAAACUGGCCUACAAAGUACUGUGACACAGCCUGAAGUGUUUCCGCUAACUAAAUCCAAAUCACACGAAUCACAGUUGGCCAAUCGUCUAGAAAAUGGGGAAACAGCGUCAAGUGGUGCAGAUCCAACCGUUGGUAGCAGUACCACUAGAGCAAGAUUGUCUACUGAGCCAGGUCCUCGUAGCAGUAGCGCAGACAUUACUGGAGACAUUCUUUUGGGUAACAGUAACACUGACAGUCCUAUAAACUCGCCACCCUAUUCCAGCGCUAACAGUGACGAUAACAGCUUUAAGGCUACAGUCACGAGUCUUCAGGUGCCAAAGUCUCCACGAACUCCCACAGUGACUCGUGGCAUGGGUCACGUUAUUGCUCACCGUUUUACUAAAACCUUUAAAAUGAUGACCACUUGUGAUUAUUGUGAUAAACAAAUGUUCAUUGGCACAGGUCUUAAGUGCAAGGAAUGCAAAUAUAAGUGCCAUAGAGAUUGUGAGUCUAAAGUUCCACCGUCUUGCGGUCUUCCUCAAAAACUGUUUGAUGAAUUCAAACGAACUAUACAGGCCGAUGCUAUGACGAAUGUUUCUCCAAUACUAACCAGGCCUGGGAUAACAUCUACAAACCAUCAUAAUGCAAUUAUAUCUGCUACUUUCAAUCGGAAACGUACGCAUCCUCAUUCCUCAAUGAAUAUACCCUUUCAGGGUGCUGAUUCUAGUUCAAACACUUCGAGCUGUAAUAGCUCGACACCUUCUAGUCCAGCAUUACACCCUGCUAAUACUAGUCAAACUCCACAAGCACCUGUUAAACAACAGUUCAACUUUCCAGAUGUCACUCUAAACAACGAAAAAGAUGUGACGCUAGAAACACAUCGUCUAGAAGGUACAAAUGUAUCAAGUGAUAGUGAGAGAACCGUUAGUGUUUCUGGAUCUGGAAGUGUCAGCACUGACUCGGAGAGAACACCUGUACGCGUUGAUUCUCAAGAUUCUCAAGUGUCUGACGGUGAACCUGGUGAUAGUCGCUGGCCACGACAAAACAGUCUCUCCAUGAGAGAAUGGGACAUUCCAUAUGAUGAACUUAAAAUUGGAGAACCUAUUGGGACUGGAAGAUUCGGUACAGUUUACAGAGGAAACUGGCACGGAGAUGUAGCAAUCAAAGUCCUCAAUAUGGAUUAUUAUCUUGACGAUGACAAAACCCUGGAAGCAUUCAAGCUAGAAGUAGCAACAUUCCGAAAAACAAGACAUGAAAACCUAGUUCUAUUUAUGGGUGCCUGUAUGAAGCCUCCACGUUUAGCAAUAGUGACUAGUAUGAGCAAAGGCAUGACUCUAUACACUCAUAUUCAUCUACGAAAGGAUAAAUUUAAUAUGAAUAAAACAACUAUUAUUGCCCAGCAGAUUUCACAGGGUAUGGGAUACCUUCACGCUAGAGGCAUUGUUCAUAAGGAUCUGAAAAGCAAAAAUAUAUUCCUGGAAAAUGGCAAAGUUGUUAUAACAGAUUUUGGACUGUUUAGUGUGACUAAAUUAUGUUAUGGGAAUAGGAAGGGCAAUGGAUUAAGUAUACCACCAGGUUGGUUGUGUUAUUUGGCUCCUGAAGUAGUCCGACGACUAAGACCGCAACAGAACAGAGAUCAAGAAGAAUUGCCAUUUUCAUGCGCUUCUGACGUGUAUGCUUUUGGAACUGUCUGGUAUGAACUUUUGUGUGGAGAGUGGCCGUUUAAAGGACAACCUCCUGAGGCCAUCAUUUGGCAAGUUGGUAAAGGAAUGAAGCAAGCCUUAGCCAAUCUUCAAGCAUCGCGUGAUGUCAAGGACAUUUUGAUACUCUGUUGGUCAUAUCAUUCGGAAAAUCGACCAGAGUUUGCAAAAUUGCUGAUGACGCUAGAGAAGCUGCCUCGUAAAAGAUUGGCUCGAAGCCCCUCUCAUCCAAUUCAUCUUUCUCGCUCUGCGGAAUCUGUAUUUUAAAUCCAAUUAAUUAUCAUUUGCAUGAAAUUUAUUCUGGCAAUGUAUGUAAAUCUCUACGCACUUAUUACUGAAUCAAUCUCAUUUUGUUUCCAUGUUUUCUUAAGGCAAAGUAAAAAUAACAGAAUGUAUGACUCGUUCCAUAUUUUUAAUUCACCAAAACGUGCAAUAACGAAACAUGAUCUUUUGAUGAAAGAAAAAAAUCAGUCAUAAUGAAAAAAUAUGUAUAGCAUAUCCCUACAUAGUGAAGAUACACAGGAUUAUGAAAGAAUUCCUUUAGUAGUGAAAUUUGGUACUUACGAUAAGUAAGUACACUCAGUUUCAAAGUGUUUUUUCACACAAGUGUGCAUUAUCAAGAAAGAUUAAUGGGAUACUUAAAUGGUACAUAUAUUCACAAAAGUACAAAAUGAACAGUCAUUUACUCAAGCCACGAUCAUUCAAA
Neodiprion virginianus is the source of this 3296-nucleotide messenger RNA. It is a transcript of the gene ksr, whose product is annotated as kinase suppressor of Ras 2. The record is from RefSeq and is a predicted model, not a curated record. The transcript is spliced from 16 exons. Gene Ontology annotation, molecular function: ATP binding; protein kinase activity. The coding region runs from base 167 to 2857 and encodes 896 amino acids. NCBI's taxonomy places the organism in Eukaryota, Metazoa, Arthropoda, Insecta, Hymenoptera, Diprionidae. Gene Ontology annotation, biological process: protein phosphorylation.